Molecule: messenger RNA, 5034 nt
Organism: Grammomys surdaster
Lineage: Eukaryota; Metazoa; Chordata; Mammalia; Rodentia; Muridae
Gene: Cfap43
Product: cilia and flagella associated protein 43
Exons: 38
Coding region: 1-5034 (1677 amino acids)
Biological process (GO): cilium assembly; sperm axoneme assembly
Cellular component (GO): axoneme
Molecular function (GO): protein binding
Source: RefSeq, a predicted model, not a curated record
AUGUCGCAAGUCCGGGAGCGCGACGAAGUCACUACCUCUGCCUCUGCCACAGCCUCUGCCUCUGCCCACUACUCCGGAGCCUCCCUGUCGGUGAGAUGGGUGCAAGGAUUCCCUAGUCAGAACGUUCAUUUUGUCAAUGACCAGACCAUCUGCUACCCUUCUGGGAACUAUGUAAUAUUCAUUAACCUCGAAACUAAGAAGAAGACUGUACUCCAGUGUAUUAAUGGGAUUGUGGGCGUCGUGGCAACUAAUGUUCCCGGUGAAGUCGUGGCUUUCUCUGACCGCAGACUUAAACCCAUCAUCUACAUAUACAGCUUUCCUUCACUGACCAGAAAAAACAAGUUAAAAGGCGACAUCCUCCUGGACUAUACUCUACUUUGCUUCAGUUACUGUGGCACCUACCUGGCCAGUUACUCGUCACUCCCUGAGUUUGAGCUGACUCUCUGGAACUGGGAAGCCAACGUCAUCUUGUGCAAGAAAUCAAAUCCAGGCAUGGAUGUGAGCCAGAUGUCCUUCAACCCCAUGAACUGGCACCAAAUGUGCUUGUCAAGUUCAAGUGCAGUGAGCGUGUGGACCAUUGAGAGGAGUAACCAGGACCAUCAUUUCCGGACCAGGUUGGUAAAGCUACCCCUAGAAGACGGGACGUUCUUAAAUGAAACCGAUGUGCUUUUCCCUACCUCUAUGCAAAAGGAUCUCAUUUAUGGGCCUGUCUUGCCACUGUCAGCCAUUGCCGGGCUGGUGGGCGAAGAGGCAGAGACAUUCAGGCCGAAAGAUGAUAUUUAUCCUCUGCUUCACCCAACUAUGCACUGCUGGACUCCGUCAAGCGACCUGUACGUCGGGUGUGAAGAGGGUCACCUUCUGAUGAUUAACACAGAAACCUUGAAGGUUACCGUGCUCCAGAAGGCAGAGGAGUUUCCACUACCUGAUGGAGCCCAGCUGAUCAACCCGCUCACACUGGCAUACCAAAAGGACGGCGUACUUGCUUCUGGAAUUGAUGGUGUGAUAUACUCCUUCAUCAUCAAAGAUUCAAAGUACCAAGUGAAGACCUUUCUUGAGUUUGAUGGGCCAGUGGCACAUCUGGUGUUCUCUCCUAGUUACAAAAUGCUGCUGAUUCAAACAGACAAGGGGUCUGUUUAUAUCUACACGUUUGGUGCAGAGCCGGUUCUCGAUAAAGUGCUUGAUGCCUGUGAUGGGAAAGUCCAGGCCGUCAGCUUCAUCACACCUGGGACCAAAUACUUCCUGACCCUCACAAGUUCGGGGGAAGUUUCCAUUUUAUCGAUAGAAGACUGUACUUGUACAGGCAGGAUUUGCCUGAGGACUCAGGCAACAGCGCUGGCAUGCUGCCCUUCUUCCCCGUCGGCUGCUGUGGGGACAGUGGAUGGCUAUGUAUACUUCCUGAACGUCAUUGACGUGGAGUCCCCUCAGUUGAUCCACCAGGCCUUCCUCUCCCAGUCACCGGUGAAGACACUCGUUUACGACCAGCGAGGAAUUUUUCUGUUAGUCGGUACAGAAGAAGGAAACAUCUUUGUCAUCGACUCCAGACCCUCCAAGUCAUUUCAGAUUUUUGGAUUCACUGAGACCGGCAAGGACAUCCUGCAGAUAUCCACGGUGUCUGUUGUGGAAUCAGACGUGGUCGAAGUCCUGAUCUUGUCCCCGCUUCCAGAAAUGGGAAGAAGCAGGAUGGAAUACUUCACUCUGCCUGUCAUGUUACCACAAGUGGUUCCUGAAAACUUUUCCGAUGAAAGAGGAAGGCUGAAAGAUGACUUCACCCACAAGUACCUGUAUGAGGUGGAGCACAGUCUGUCCUCUGCUGUGCUGGGCUUUGCGGGCAGCAAGAUCUACGGCUUCUGCAGCCAGGUGCCCUACAUCUGCAGCUACAUAAUGCCUGUAAAGGAACACACUGGCGUCUGUGUACUUAAGCCUCACCAAAAACUGCAGAGCAAACAGUACGGAGCUGGGACGGUCUAUAUGUCUUCUCACGGACUGUGGCUUAUGACAAUAGCUAAAUGUGGAAUUCUCUGUAUCCGAGAUGUGUUCAGCCUGGAAACCUUUGUUCGAUGUCGGAGUCAUUCUCACCAGGGGCGAGGGAUCCAGAACAUGAAAAUGUCAAUGGACGGACAGAACAUCCUGGUGAAUGGAAAAGAUGACAACACCCUUGUCUACCUCAAAUGGAAGCGACUUGGAGCAAACAUAGCAACCGAGAUCUAUGAACACUCCCAUCAGCUAGUACUCAAUCUGUCCAAGACAAUGGAAACGGAGACUGAAUACUUAGCUUCAUGGGGAAAUUACCAGGAUGUGCCACAAGAAGAGACCGCCGAAUCCCAAAAAAAGUUGAGCGUAGGCUCAUCACAAGAGGAAUUAGUAGUCGUCGAUCACAAGGAUAUUCCCUGGAUCCAACAAAAAAUGGAAGAGGCCAUCAAAAAGGAGGUGAGGAUGUUUUCCCCCAGAAGAAAGGAGAUCAAAAGAGGAAUCAAGGAGCUUGCUCAGAUUAUUGCAGCAAUGAUGGAAGAAAAUGAAAAGGUGGAAGCCAUUGCAAAACUGGAUGGGCAGGAGUUUUGCCUGGACGCUGAUGAGCUGGAAAGGCUUCACGACGAAUGUGAGGAGGAGCUGGCGAAGAUAAGAAAAGAUGUGGAGUUGCACAACCUAGCCAAGAGCUACUUAACUGAACUCAUCAAGGAGGAGUGCUGGAACUCCAUGGCUGUGAAGGGGCGUGCUCUAAAGUGUUUCCAUAUACCCUAUGUGGUUGACAACUUCCCCAUGAAAGAGCGCACGGAAGAAGAGCUGAAGGAGUUGAGUAAAGUUAUGCAGCAAAAGAAGAUUGAGAUAGAGUGUCUUAAGCUCCGGAAGGAAAUUGUAGAGGUCCAGUCUACAGCAGCCACUAUGGUUAAAAAGCAUCAUGAAGAGGAGGAAGAAGAAGAGGAGGAUGAAGAAAAAGUAGCAAAAACAACCAGUCUGCCCAAUUACCUGCUUGGUAGUUUGAGCACUGAUUUUGGGGCAGACACAUCUUUGCUGACAAGCCAAUUGCAACUUCAUUCCAGAGAAGAGAAAAUCAACCAAAUUAUAUUGCUUAAAGAUAUCAUUUACAAUAUAAAAAAGACUUUCAAUAGUGAAUUUGAUGCUGCCUAUAAGCAAAAAGAGAUCGAAAUUGCGCGUGUAAAAGAAAAGAAUGUUAGAAUUGCAGAAAUUAUUUCAGACCUGGAAUUGGAUGAAACAGUCUGGCAACCAGUGUUUGAAGACAGUGAGAAGCCAGAAAGAGCCCUUGUUGUGGAAGAUGACGAGAUUUCAUUUAAAAAAUACAUUCCUCCAUGGCAAAAAGGCAAAGCAGAAUUGCUCGCAUCCCAUGAACUAGAGCGAUUGCAACAAGCACGGCUCUCGAAUGCAAGACAGAGAGGCCUGAUGGACAUGAUGGGAGGUGUUCUGGAAGUCAAGAAGGAAGACAUCCUAAGGAUGACGAUCCCGCAGCCCCCUUUCAUGGCCAAAGCUGAUGCUCUGUGGAGUGAAGACGAGAGGAAGCAAUUCAAAGAGUACGAGAAGAAAGUCAAGGAGCUGAAUGAAGAGAGAGACAAGUACAGGAAGUCUUUAGAAGCAGAACUGAAGAAACUUCAGAAUUCUAUUCAAGAGAACACACAGAACUUUGAUGAGCAUCUAAAGAGACUCUUUGAACGGAGAGUGAAGGCAGAGAUGGUCAUCAACCAGGAGGAACUGAAAAUAAACAACCUUGUGUUUUCUUUGCUGCUGGACGAAGAACUCAGCUCCAGGGAACAGUUCCUGAACAACUACCUUCUGAAGAAGCAGGAGGAGAAGACCAAGACUUCGGAAGCCAUCCAGAAAGCGAGAGAAGAUCUGGACGUGUUCAAGGAGCACCAUGACACCAUAGUGGCAGAAGACAAAAUCCUAGAUCGAAGCUUCAAAAAGGAAUUUUCUGACAUUUCUGGUCACCAGGUGGACAUCCUCUACAAACUUUUUAAACGUCGGCCAAGGGUUUCCAAACAGAAAGCACAGGCAGAUGUGACAAGUCUUGUUCCUUAUGGAGAUCGACCAGGAUCUGCCAAGUUAAAUAAGGAAAACUUUGCCCAGCUAAUGAAAUCCAUGGAUGAGUUGGACAAUAUCAGUAACAUGCCAGAAGGCUUGGACCCCUCUGUCUGGGAACAUUUCUGCACAACUAGACGAGCAAAAGUCGAAAAUGAAUACAAAGUGAAGCAGAAGGCAGCCUGCCUACUGGAAAUGACGACUUUUCUCCGGAAGCGAAUGGAAGACGAUGAUGCGGUGCACCACGAGAUCGAGCAGGUGUUCCACGAACUCGUCCGAUUACAGGAUGAGAAAGUGAGAUUCCAGGUGAAUUUGACAAUACAAGUUCUUCUUAAACAAGGACAAGUGGAACUGGAGAAUUUCCAGUUGAUUCUGGAAUAUUCUGAUGCAAUCCUCAUCAAUAAGAAUAUAAUUGAAGACUUGAAUUCUGUGAUUCGGACUCAAGGGCAAAAGAAAGUUGCUAGCAUGAUGGAAAGUAAAGACGUCCACAAAGGAAUUUAUCAGAUUGAGUGGGAGCACAAGAAGAUGGAGAUGGAGAUGGAGGAUCUAAACCAGAAGGCCUGGGAUAUCCAGAUGCUGUUCUUCUCACGAGAUCGGCAGAAGUACCUAAAUGAACCGAACUACGAGAAUGUGAUUGCCAUUCAGAUUGGAAUAAUGGAGCAAACGAUUAGUGUUAUAGAUAAGAAUCAUAAGAAGAAUGUAGAAAACUGCAAAAAACUACUCAAGAAAUUGGGAAAAUACAGCAAUCAGAAAGAUGUAGCAAAUUAUACCCUAAGCUGUAAUCUACGGGAAGAACUGGUGGCCGUCUCAGAGAGACAAGACAUUUGCAAUGAAAUAGGCUCUAAGCUGACCUGUGAGAAGAUUGCCAGAGAACGCUACGACAACCUGAUGAAACAGCAGAAGCUGACCAACAUCUCUAAGCAGCAAGCUGAGCAGAUUUCAAUACUGCAGGCUGAAGUUGAAAGACUGAGGAUGAAAACAUUCCCUGCUCUUGUCCCAAUGUAG